AUGUGGAAUGUAUUUAACUUUACUAAUUUCGAUGAUAAAUAUAAAAAUACAAAAAAUGAAAAAGAAAUAUUUACUCACGAAGAUUUAAGGUAUUACUUUGAAAAGUUAGUAAACAUAAAUUUAAAUAAUGUGAAUACAAAUAAUUUUACCGAACUUUUAAGAAGAAUAACCCAAAUAACAAUAUGGGGAGACAAACAUGAUGAUCAAAUUUUUCAGUACUUUUGCGAAGACAACAUUUUCAGCCACUUUAUUUAUCUACUCCGUCAAGACAUAAAUAAAACAGUAAGGAUUCAAGUCUAUCAGUCUUUAACACUUUUGAUUCAAAACCUACAAAAGGAUAUAUCUCUAUAUUACAUAUUUAGUAAUAACAAAAUUAACAACCUAAUAUAUACAACUUUUAUACAUCAAGAUGAAGAAAUAAUUCCCUAUUACAUCUCCAUGAUGAAAUCAAUAUCUUUCUUCUUAAACUAUCAUACUUCGAAGUUUUUCUUUAAUGAAAAAAACAAAAAGUUUCCACUGUACACCGAGUCACUGAGACUGUACAAGUUCAACGACAUAAUUACGAGAACCUACGUGAAAAACAUUAUCUUGAAUAUUUUCAAAAUCGAAGAUGAGGGAAUAGAAAAUUUGAUUUUGCUAAGGUCCUCCUUUUUUGCAGUUUUGGUUUGCUACUUACGAACCCAUUUAAUAAAAAUUAAUAAAAUAUAUUCAAAAACAAAAGAAUCAGAAAAAUUAAAUAAAUUGUUUAAUACCUAUUUAGAUGAAAUUGAUGAUGUCUUAUAUUUUUUUGAAGAUAUGCUAAAUUGUAAUAAACAAAAAAUUAAUGACAUGCUAAUAUUAAAAUUAAUUAUUUAUUUUUAUCUUCCAAUAAUUGGGUCAUUCCAUAGUUCUAUUUAUUGUGAUUUAAUAAACAAUGAAAAUGAUAAUGACAAUUUUCAAUUUUCAAUUUCUAAUGACUAUGAUCAAAAUAUAAACCAAGAAAAUGACCAAUUUAAAACAACUAAAAAAAAUGAAAGUUUUGAUUAUUUAUAUUUUUCAAAAAAUAAUGAAAAUAUUAUUAAUAGUUCAGAAAAUUUUAAUCACAUCGAAACCAAACAAAGUGAUAAAAAUGUAGAUAUAAAAAACUUACCAUCUAUCCACGAUCAACAACAAAAAAUAAAUGAUUCAUCUAGUAAUCAAGUUAGUACCGAUGCAAAUUUGAAAGAAAACAAAAACGAUGAGAACCCAAAUCAAUCUAGUGAAAUUCAAGCAGAUGAAAUAAAAAGAGAGGAACUAGCAGAUAAUGAACAUGAAAAAAAUGAAAAUGUAGACGAUAAAAAUUUAAUAUGCCCUCCUAGUGAUAUUUCAAAUGUACCAUAUGAUGAGGGUAUACCAUUUUUAAAAUUUAUAGAUAGAGAAAAUAUAGAUAAAAAUAAAAAUUUAAAAAAUAAUAAAAAUUUCGAUUUUUUUAAAAACUUAUCAUCAUCUAACUUAUCAUCUGCAAAUUCAAGUACAUUUGCUAACGACCAAAACAGUAAAAAUUAUGAUAGCGUAUAUAAUGAGGAAAAUAUUUAUAUAGAUGAUUCUAAAAAUAAAGAAAAAAAAAAUGGAAAACUGAAUGAAACACAACAAAAUGAAGAUGAUCAAAAUGAUGAAAAUAAUUUAAUAGAUAGUAAACAAAAUAGUUUAAAAAAAAAAAAAGGAAAAAAGGGAAGUACUGCCUAUGACUUUUUAUAUUUUAAAGGAAAAAAUAAUUCCAAAAAAGAAAAAAAAGAGACAGAAAAAAAACAAGAUGAAAAUCAACAGUAUACAAAUUAUAUAAAAGAUAAUGAUUUAAAAAGUUCUUAUUUUCAAAGACGUAAAAAAAAAGUAUAUCUUCAAAUGGAUUCAAGUUAUGGUGUGUUACAUAAAAAAAGAAGUAAGACAUCUAAAUUAAAAGUUGAAGAAAAUCUUAAUAAAAAUAGUGAAAAAAAAAAGGAUAAUAGUUCCGAGAUAAAUAAAAAUGAAGGUAACGACCUUGAUCAAGACAAUUUCUCAGGUUGUUUUCCAUUUUCUUGGUGCUCUAAUGAAAUAAAUGAAUUAAAAAAAUUAUUAAAUAAUAAUACAAUGUUAGAUAAAAAUAGUGAACAAGAUAUAUGGGAUAUGUUACAUUUAAAUAUUCCAAUCUUAUCAAAAAAAAUAACCUUUGAUGCAAAUAUAAAUAAUGAUAUUUAUAAAUAUAUAUUCAAUUUUAGUUCCUAUACAAAUAAAGUAUUAGAAUAUUAUGACAAUAAUUUAAGUGUAACUAGUAUGUACUAUCAACUUUUCAAAUUAGGAUUAUGUUUACACCCAACUUGUUAUGUAAAUUCAUUUAAAAAUCUUACAGUAUUAUAUAAUUAUAUUAUUAAUACAAAUGUAUCAUUAUUUAUACUUAUUCGAUCCUUAAAUAUAUUAAAAAAUAAUAAAAUAAAUAAUAUUGUUUAUUCAUUAAUAUUUGGAGAACAUAUUCAUGUUAAUUUUUUACAUAAAAUAUUAGCAAAUGAAUUGAAAGAUCCGCCAUUUUAUAAUUAUUUCUUCGAUCCAUAUAAAAAAAAAAGUACUAUCCCACAAAUCAAAUCAAAUAAUGAUAUAGACUUUGAAAAUUUUUAUUCAAAAUCCAUCGAUGAUUUGAUACCCGAAUAUAAUACUGAGGAGGAACGCAUGUUUUCUAAUCUGAUAGACAAAUACUUUGGAAAUACAAAGGAAGAUUCUUUCAACCUUAAAAAGGGGGAGAACACAUCUGAAGAUGACAAAAACAAACAAAAAGAAGACGACGAUGGCCAAAAUAAGGAUAGCCAAAAUAAACAAAAGGAAGACGAAGGUGGGGAAAACAAAAAUGACAACAUGGACAAGUACAACGAGCUAAGCAACCCCAUAUUGCUAAAUUAUAUGCUUUUAACAAAUAUACAAAAAGAAAAAAAUAUUAAAAAAUCUGAACAUGCUAAUAUAAAAAAUAAAAUCUCAGACAUUUAUCUAUUAUUAAGUAUACAAUUUAUUUAUAAUUUUAUAGAAAAUUAUAAUUCCGAUUUAAAUAAUAUUAAUAUAUCAUUUUUUAAAAUUUCAAAACAUAAUUUCUUAUACGUAUUAUGGGAUGUUAUAAAUAUUCAUAUAAAUAAUGUAUAUUUAAGAAUAAUCACAUUAAAAUUGUUAACUAAUUUGACUUCAAUUUAUAUUGACAAAAUAACAGACAAGUCUGUUUGUACUGAGUUUUGCCUUCCUCUUUUAAAAUUAAUAAAUAAAAUUAAGAAAAAAUUAGCAAGCAAAAUUAAAAAAAUUACAGAAAAAAUGGAAUACAAAGCGUGCCAAAUUUUCUGGGAGGAGUGUAAAAUAUAUGAAAACUGUGAUCAAGAAAAAAUAACCAUUUCAAAGGACCCCAUACUGAUCAGCAUUAUAAAUAGCGCAAAUAACAAUGAUGAUAACUAUUUGUUCUACCCAGUUUCUCAAAUCGAAAUAUACAGAAGAAAUGUUCAUGCCUUGUUUGUUCUUGAUGGAUUAUCCAAAAAGCUAAGCAAAAUUGUCCCAAGUUCAGAAAGUGAAGAAACGAAUAUCAUGCCAUUUGAUUUUAGCUAUAACAUCAUAACGGCUUUAAUUGAUAUAAAAAACAAAAAUAUGAUUAAAUGCUACUUGAAAAAUAAUAAUAAAAUUUUCAACUGCUACUACAUUGAAGAUGAUACAAACUUUUUAUUAUGUGUCCCUUCAAAUAGUCAUGCGAAUCAAGGACUAAUAAUAUUUAGUUAUCCUCUCAUGUUAAUUGAUUUAUAUAUUGAUAAAAAUGAUAAUAAAAAAUUAAUAUUUUAUGUGUAUAGCUAUAAUAAUGAAGAAAAUAAUUACAUUGAAGACUCAGCUUUUUCGAAUUUUAAUAAUUCAGAAAAAAUGUUUCAUGAUAAUACCCUUGACAGUAAUUAUCAAAAUCCUAUUCGAAGUUACAGUUCAAACAAUGAUGACAAUUUAAUAGAUCCCAAUGUUAAGACAUAUAAAAAUGACUACAUUAUAAACAAAUAUACUACAUCAUAUAAAAAGAACAAAACAAUAACCAAUGUUAAAAAGGAAUGGUGCCAUAAAGAAUUAACUUUUAUGAAAAAUGUUUUGAAAUUAAACUUUCAUGACACUACAAGAUCACUAAUUGUAUAUAAGGAGCUAAAAUCCGCGAUACAAAAAAUCAAUGAUAUAUACAAGGAAAAGCUACAAAACCAUCUUAGUCGAUAUUAA
This is a messenger RNA of Plasmodium vinckei vinckei, 4206 nucleotides long. Its product is annotated as conserved Plasmodium protein, unknown function. Lineage: Eukaryota; Apicomplexa; Aconoidasida; Haemosporida; Plasmodiidae. Gene Ontology annotation, biological process: endosomal transport; regulation of autophagosome maturation; endosome to lysosome transport. The record is from RefSeq and is a predicted model, not a curated record. Gene Ontology annotation, cellular component: late endosome; endolysosome membrane. The transcript is spliced from 14 exons. Bases 1 to 4206 code for a protein of 1401 amino acids.